Molecule: messenger RNA, 300 nt
Organism: Colletotrichum paranaense
Lineage: Eukaryota; Fungi; Ascomycota; Sordariomycetes; Glomerellales; Glomerellaceae
Exons: 1
Source: RefSeq, a predicted model, not a curated record
GGUCAAAGAACACGCUCCCUGGUAUCAGGACUCAAGGAACCACCCACGGCAGUCUCAAGAAUCCGAGGAAGUUUCUGCCCGGUGGGCGGGCGUUUCUCAUCCGGGCUAUUCUCGUUGCCCGUUUUGUCAAACCCGACAGCUGCUACGGGUGAGGAUCCAUUCCCUCACCUCGUGCAACGGCGGGCCAUGACCUACCUACGUCAACUCAAGUCCACUUUCCCUCUGGGUCCUUGUCUCCUGAUGGCAAAAAAAGCUAUUACCGUCGCCGUCGUUGAAUCCGCUCGCAGGGACAGAGUGUAA